GCUGAUUGAAUAAACGCGGCCGUGGUCAACAAUACAACUUCCAGCAGUUUGUGCACGUCACCUGUAAAUGCAGUAUAAUCUUUAACAUGUAUGGGUACCAAUGAAUCAUGGCAAACGUAGAUGUCAGUCCAGGUAAAAUUGCAGGAUUUGGAAUUCCACUUCUAGAUUUCAUAGCGGAUGUAGAUGACAGAUUACUUGAUAGAUACGGUCUAGAAUGUGACAGUUCAAACCAAGCCACCGAAGAACAGAAAGUAUUAUACGAUGAGCUUUCACGUCAUCCUAGAGUACAGGUCAUUCCGGGAGGAGCUGUCCCCAACGCUCUUAGAAUUGCCCAGUGGCUUCUAGGUAUUCCUAACAUCACCAUGUCAUUUGGAUGUAUUGGAGACGAUGCGUUCGGCAAGAUACUGACCGAUAAGUCACAAUCAGAAGGAGUGUACGUCCAGUAUCAAGUCCACCCCACGCAACCGACAGGAACAUGUGCUGUACUUAUUACAGGACAACACAGAUGUCUGGUAUCAAACUAUGCUGCAGCCAAGCAUCUCUCAUCAGAUUUCAUUUUCGAGGAUGAGACUUGGAGGCAUAUCAAAAGUGCUUCAUGUUUCUAUCUAGUGGGUUAUUUCAUCCACACAUACCCAUCCAUAAGCAGGGAGUUGGCCGACUUUGCGCGAAGAGAAAACAAAGUAUUAACAAUGAACCUGUCUGCAGUGUAUGUGUGCGAACAGUCAUCUCAACUCUUAACGCAGAUGAUAGAACAUGCACAAUAUGUCUUCGGAAAUAAAGCAGAACUUCAAGCAUAUGCUAGUGCAUUGGAUUGGCAAGACACGGAGGAAUCAGUGAUGAUGAAAAUGAGUAGAAUUCCAUCAAAAACAGAGAAUCCUACAAGACAUGUCAUAAUUACUCAUAGUUCACAACCCACUCUAUGGUGCAAUGGUACCGCAGUGAGAUCGCUUGAAGUGCCAAGGAUUGCGGAGGAUAAGAUAGUUGAUACCUGUGGUGCAGGUGAUGCAUUUGUUGGUGGUUUUCUGUCCCAGCUAGUUCAGCACAAGACCAUUGAAGAGUGUAUACGAUGCGGUCAUUAUGCAGCUGGACUGUCCAUUCAACAGAGAGGAAUGACCAUUACAGGGUCACCUAGCUUUAGAUGACCAUUGGACAUUGAAAGACCAUUACAGGGUCACCCAGCUAUAGGUGACCAUUGGUCAUUAAAUUAAUAUUAAAGGGUCACCUAGCUUUAGAUGACCAUUGCUCAUUGAAAGACCAUUACAGGGUCUCGUAGCUUUAGAUGACCAUUGGUCAAUGACUUUUAAUGGGUCACUCACCUAACUUUACAUGAUCUUUGCUCAUUGAAUGAUUAUUACAGGGUCACCUAGCUUUAGAUGACCAUUGCUUUUUCAAUGACUAUUACAGGGUCACCUUGCUAUAUAGAUGAACGUUGCUAUUAAAAUGAAUGACCAUUAUAGGGUCACCUAGCUUUAGAUGACCAUUGCUUUUUGAAUGACUAUUAAAGGGUCACCUAGCUUUAGAUGACCAUUGCUCAAUGACUUUUAAUGGGUCACCUAGCUUUGACCGCUGCUCAUUGAAUGACUAUUACAGGGUCACCUAGAUUUUAAAUCACUGUUGUUCAUUGAAUGACUGUUAUAGGGUCACCUAGAUUUUAAAUCACCAUUGUUCAAUGAAUGACUAUUACACAGUCACCUAGCUUUAAAUGACCAUUGGUCAAAGAAUGACUAUUACAGGGUCACCUAGCUUUAGAUGACCAUUGCUCAUUGAAAGACUAUUACAGGGUCACCUAGAUUUAGAUGAUCAUUGGUCAUUGGAUGACUAUUAUAGGGUCACCUAGCUUUAAAUGACCCUUCCUCAUUGAAUGACUAUUACAGGGUCACCUAGCUUCAGAUGACCAUUGGUCAUUGAAUGACUACUACAGGGUCACCUUGCUAUAGAUGACCAUUAUUAAAUGAAUGACAAUUAUAGGGUCACCUAGCUUUAAGCAUGGUUCAAGCAAGACUACUAUUGCAUAAAUAGUAUAUUUUGAAAACAACAUCACCUCACAAAAAAUAUAUGUAUAGCUGUAUAAUCAACAUGCCCUACCCCAAUUUUAUGAUCUUGGCAUCAUUUUACUUGGAUAGGAAUUUUCUACACAAUGAAAAGAAACCAAUGUCGAUGAUAUCAUUUGAAUUGCAGGUCUCUGGUUGUGGAUUUAUGUUUGUCCACCCUGUACAUGUCAUCAUUGACCAUGCCGAGAGUUGCUUGCUAUUAUCUCAUCUACCUCAAAAUAUUUACACAUUAAAUUCCAGUAAAUGUCAACAUCUUUAUUCUUGCUUUCAAUUUAUUAAAGAUAUGUUACUAUAUUUGCA
This is a messenger RNA of Strongylocentrotus purpuratus (purple sea urchin), 2351 nucleotides long. Its product is annotated as adenosine kinase 1. Lineage: Eukaryota; Metazoa; Echinodermata; Echinoidea; Camarodonta; Strongylocentrotidae. Bases 108 to 1142 code for a protein of 344 amino acids. The record is from RefSeq and is a predicted model, not a curated record. Gene Ontology annotation, biological process: purine ribonucleoside salvage. Gene Ontology annotation, cellular component: nucleus; cytosol. The transcript is spliced from 10 exons. Gene Ontology annotation, molecular function: adenosine kinase activity.